Molecule: messenger RNA, 2343 nt
Organism: Histoplasma capsulatum G186AR
Lineage: Eukaryota; Fungi; Ascomycota; Eurotiomycetes; Onygenales; Ajellomycetaceae
Product: zinc-responsiveness transcriptional activator
Exons: 6
Coding region: 23-1717 (564 amino acids)
Biological process (GO): central nervous system development; regulation of transcription by RNA polymerase II
Cellular component (GO): nucleus
Molecular function (GO): DNA-binding transcription factor activity, RNA polymerase II-specific; RNA polymerase II cis-regulatory region sequence-specific DNA binding
Source: RefSeq, a predicted model, not a curated record
GUGCCAUUGGGGAGCUUUCAAGAUGGCAGAGAAACGCCUGCCGCUUGCUCCUGCCUGCAUGGACCUCUCUCUGUCUCUGUGUGGAGGUACCUUGUCACCAACCGAGUAUUGCUCAGUGUAUCCUUCAUGCCACGAAACCGUUGAGUCCUGCUGCGACGAGGAUACCUGUUCUGCUGAGUGUUCGUCUGUCUGUGAUGGUUUGGUGGCCUGUGAUGCCUCCACCAUCUGCUCGGAAAUGCUCUGCGACUCCCAGGACUGCCAGAAUACGACCCCGGUUUGCUUUGACCAGAACUGCAUAGGUGACGGCACGGUGACUGUUGUUGACGACGGCAUGUGCGACAUGCUCAAUCCGGACGGUUCUUUCAGCUGGAAUUCGGAAGGCUUUCUGGAUUCUGAGAACACUACAACCCCCGUUCAUCAUCAUCCCUUUCACCACCCCCCGCACGAUGCUCCAGCUAGCGUUUGUCCCAGUAUGCAUUCCGUCGGGCCCAUUCCCCCGUCUGAACCAUCUUUGGUUGCCAAAAACUAUGCCUUCCAAUAUCACCAAGACCAGUCCUGCUCCUCCUUACCGCAAGCUACUUUAACUGAAUCGUCAAACUCGCCGGGUUCAAAUAUCGACCACACAAUCAACCUGUGUUCGACCCUCGAUAACUGCAACCAUGAGUCUCACUUCGGGCCCGUCUUCUCAGACUGCAAUCCAGAUGAAUUCCUGGGGUUUAUCCCCAUGGAAUUCCAUGAGCAAUUCCAUUCCAUUUAUUCCCAGUUAUAUCCCCGGUUUGACGGCGGCUUGAUGCUGCCAUGCGAAUUGCAACCCGAACAUGUGCACAAGAAUACGUCACGCUCCCUACAGCCUCCCCACCGUCCUCCAUCAUCAAGCGUAUGUUCUGCCCACUCGACUUCGAGCCCAUCUUUGACGCCGCCGUUACAAGGCAGCGAUAUCACUACUCCCCUCGCUACGCCCCUCACAACGCCCCUCACAAGCCCCGACGUCGAACAAACGAAUGAGUUGUAUAUCUGCAAGUGUAUUAUAAAGACCGAAUCCCAUAAUACCACCUGUGGAGCUAGCUUUCUCGAGGCCAGCAAACUCCAAGAGCAUUUAAUCCAUGCCCAUGUUGGCGCUAUUGAAGGGCCCCAGGGACAUGGCUUCUAUUGCUGCUGGGAAGGUUGCCAUCGCCCCAAUGAGCCGUUUUCGCAAAAGUCAAAACUUCAAGGACACUUCCUGACACAUAGUAACCACAAAGGCUUCCAAUGUUCCACGUGCGCGAAAUGCUUUGCGAGGCAGGCAACGCUGGAACGCCACGAGAGAAGCCAUCGCGGGGAAAAGCCUUACGUCUGCAAGCUGUGUCAGAAGGCGUUUACAGAUAGUAGCGAGCUGAAAACGCACAUGCGAAUUCAUACCGGCGAAAAACCAUUUAAAUGCAAUUUUCCGGGUUGUUCUUUUGAGACUGGAGAUUCAUCAAAUAUGUCCAGCCACAAACUCACCCAUGGUGUCCGAAAGCACAAGUGUAACUUCCCCGGUUGUUCGAAGAGCUUCACACGGCCAGACCAGCUGAAAAGACACAUGAAAACGACCCAUAAAGUAAACACCAACUCAUCCGUCUCUGUUUCACCACCAGCUGUUAGACAUUUUCCUCUAGCCCAAUUCCAACCACCCUCCGCGCGCUCACCAUUCUCCUUCCCCUACCAAACCGUUGCCAUCCCGAUGGCAACCGAAUAAAACAGAAAUUCUUUCAACAUCGCACCACCUAACACACAACGAUGCACCAUAAAAAGCUCGGGGCGCAGCCAGUUCCGCGGUGGCUUGUUUUAAAGAUUCUGCGCCCACCCUGGUUAUUUACGGACAUGAACAUUUAACAUUUUUAAUGAAACCCGCCCCUUUUCUGUCGUUCGUUCGUUUAUUUAUUUGCCUCGUCUUUUUCCAGUUCAGCUCGGCGUUGGCAAUUUUUCUCGGCGGUAGAAUACAAAGAGAUUUGGGAGGGGAAACGGCGAUUUGGCUAGCCUACUUGACACUUUUUAUACUGUAUUUAUUGAUUUCUAUUUUUCAAUUUUAACCUCCCUGGAAAAUCCGGCGCUGUGUUGUUGUUGGUUUUUAAACUAGCUGAUUGGUUGGUUGAUUGUUUUUGAUUGUUUUAUACUUUGCAGCUCUUUUUGAGUAUAUUUUUGGCCUGACUCCACUGGCUUUUGAAGCAACAGAUAGCAGGGUUGCUUCUGAUAGAAGGUAUAUAUGAUUUCAACGUUAAAACACCAUAUCAUCCUGGACGGAGAUCUCAAAUGUUGCUAUCUGCAAUGGACCAUAAUCGCUAGUCGAGCAAUAGAAAUGGCAAAAUGUUUUUGAACAGAAUC